Messenger RNA from Aphanomyces invadans, 1212 nucleotides. RefSeq lists its product as hypothetical. The transcript has a single exon. The coding region runs from base 15 to 1169 and encodes 384 amino acids. NCBI's taxonomy places the organism in Eukaryota, Oomycota, Saprolegniomycetes, Saprolegniales, Verrucalvaceae. The record is from RefSeq and is a predicted model, not a curated record. Gene Ontology annotation, molecular function: protein binding.
GCUAAGUCGGCACGAUGGGUGCGUGCUUGUCGAUCGACGACGAGCUGCAUCCGACUUCUUCGACGGCGAGCGUGCCGCCAUGGAUGACGGCCGCGAUCGAGUCCUGGCGGUACCAACCACGGCAAAAGUCGACGAUGCUGUUCCGCCGAAACAAAGAGUCCGUGCCGUCGGCGUUGGCAGUACUGCUCAACGUGGACCUCCUGCGCCAAGUGGGCGCUUUCCAGCCUGGAAUUUCCCGCAUGAUUCGAUACCUGCUGUGUCGAUGGCAGCGCCAGACUGGACCGUAUGCGAAAGCGCACUUCAUCGUGCAUGCCCUUCCCACCGACCACGCAGUGGACCGACUGUUCAUCCUCACGCAGCUCCACCAAACCCAUGCCCACGUCCUUUCACGAACACUCAUGGACUUGCUGGCCAAAGCUGGGUAUUUGGAGUGCAUCGAGUACAUGCACAAGCACUUUCGCCACGGAUGCACACGCAACGCGAUGGAUUUGUCGGCCGCCUGCGGACAUUUGAACAUUGUGCAAUUUCUGCACAUCCAUCGCACCGAAGGCUGUUCGACCGGCGCCAUGGACUUAGCUGCGGCCGGGGGACACUUGGAUGUUGUGCAAUUUCUUCACGAUCACCGCACUGAGGGUUGCACUCAGGACGCGCUGCACUUGGCAGCAGCCAACGGCCACGUGGAUGUCGUCGCAUUCUUGCAAACCCACUAUUUUGCCCCGUCGACACCCAAUCGCCUCCACACUAGUUGCGGGGUGGACGAGCCUUUGCCCACCGGGCCGCUGUCGUCACCAGCUGUCCAUGUCUCGUCACCACUGACUGCCCCAUCCAGCAACGGCUAUCGCCACGAGUGGCUAGCACUGUCGAGUUACAACCUCCGCCGUCGCCGCCUUGUCCUGCCCGUCGUUGAUGGGCCUGUUGACGGUCCCGACGAUGCUGAUGACCAAGCCCGCGACGACGCAUCAGCAGUCCCCAUGGCGCUGAAUGCCAUGGAGUGGGCUGUGCUGCACGGACAAAUCGAGGUCGUGGCCUACCUCCAUCGGCUCCACGUGGAUACUGCGGCAGGGACUAGCACAACGUCGGCGCACGUGCUGGAUCUUGCUGCGCAACGAGGCCACGGAGCCACGACAGUUGCUUAUAUCCACGAGCACAACCUUGUUGCGUCCAGUUAGCCCAAUUGAAUCGUAUUUAUUUCUGCAACGAAACUGAUGCACG